This is a messenger RNA of Umbelopsis ramanniana AG, 373 nucleotides long. RefSeq lists its product as uncharacterized. The record is from RefSeq and is a predicted model, not a curated record. Lineage: Eukaryota; Fungi; Mucoromycota; Umbelopsidomycetes; Umbelopsidales; Umbelopsidaceae. The transcript has 5 exons. Gene Ontology annotation, molecular function: RNA binding. Gene Ontology annotation, cellular component: Lsm1-7-Pat1 complex; U4/U6 x U5 tri-snRNP complex; U6 snRNP. The coding region runs from base 34 to 294 and encodes 86 amino acids. Gene Ontology annotation, biological process: mRNA splicing, via spliceosome.
UAGAAAUCUACUCUACUCGAUCCAUUAGCUAUAAUGUCUGCUUCACAACUUUUGCCACUGGAACUCAUCGACAAAUGCACUGGAUCCAAUAUCUGGGUUGUCAUGAAAGGUGAAAAAGAAUUCACUGGACGAUUACUCGGUUUUGACGACUAUGUCAAUAUGGUACUUGAGGAUGUUACCGAAUACGAGAAGUCAGCUGAAGGAUACAAGACUACCAAGUUGGAGCAGAUAUUGCUGAACGGAAACAACAUAUGCAUGUUGGUCCCUGGUGGUGAAGGUCCAGUCAAGGCAUAAUCUCUCAUUGAAUAAUUUCACAAAAGACAUUGUACACAUAAUAAAGAAACCCUUCACCUCUUCCAAUAGUCACAUUCAG